This is a messenger RNA of Cyprinodon tularosa, 14912 nucleotides long. RefSeq names its product low density lipoprotein receptor-related protein 2a (gene lrp2a). Gene Ontology annotation, molecular function: calcium ion binding; protein binding. The record is from RefSeq and is a predicted model, not a curated record. The transcript has 81 exons. Bases 130 to 14103 code for a protein of 4657 amino acids. Lineage: Eukaryota; Metazoa; Chordata; Actinopteri; Cyprinodontiformes; Cyprinodontidae.
AGAGGAACUCUACAGCAUCCCAGUCCCUGAAGCUCCUCCAUCUGCAGCGCGGAGCUGGAAGGGCCAGAAUGUGGAGAGCACCGCUGCUUCAAACCUUUUUCCUCUUCUUAUUUUCUGUUAGAUGGUGCCAUGCUGAAGGAUGUGAAUUGGGGCAGUUUCGGUGUGGGACGGGUCGAUGUAUACCUGGUGAAUGGCACUGUGACGGAGCGUCAGAUUGCAGCGAUGACUCCGAUGAACACGACUGCCGUAACAUGUGAUGACAGUCAUUUCCAGUGCCUGAGUGACGGCGAGUGCAUCCCCAUUGUAUGGCUGUGUGAUAAUGAGGAGGACUGUGAGGACAGCUCCGAUGAGAGGCACUGCCCUGGGAGGACAUGCACCAGUGGCCAGUUCAGCUGCAGCAACGGCGCGUGCAUCCCAGGAGAAUACCAUUGCGACCACCUGGCAGACUGCUUAGAUGGAUCUGAUGAGACCAACUGCAAUUACCCUCGGUGUACAGAGAUGAGGUGUGCCAAUGGGGCCUGCUAUAACCGAACUCAAAGAUGUGACCAUAUACUUGACUGCCGUGACGGCUCUGAUGAGGCAAACUGCACACAGCACUGCAAUACAGGCUUCCACCAAUGCAAUAAUGGGCUAUGUGUUCCUCAACGCUACGUCUGUGACCAUGACGAUGACUGUGGAGACCGGAGUGAUGAGUUAAACUGCACGUAUCCUGCUUGCAGAGGAAAUUACUUCACUUGUCCCAGCGGUCGCUGUAUCCACCAGGUCUGGCUUUGUGAUGGAGAGGAUGACUGUGAGGACAAUGCUGAUGAAAAAGGCUGUGAUAAUGUUCCACGGGAGUGUUACCCAGGGGAGUGGCCCUGUCCAUCCUCUGGGCUGUGCAUCCCCAUGGAGAAGCUGUGUGAUGGGCAGGCUGACUGCCCUGAUGGAGAGGAUGAAACUAACACCACUGCUGGACACAACUGCAGCAUCUUGAGGUGUGCUACUUUGAGCUGUGAGCAUCACUGCCACCCAUCCCCCAAUGGAGGAGCAUGUUCCUGUCCAUCCGGCUACAUUGUCAGCAGCAAUGACAGUCGUUCCUGUAUAGACUUUGACGACUGCUCCAUGUGGGGCGUCUGUGACCAGCUGUGUGAGGACCGCAUAGGAUCCCAUCGCUGCAGCUGUCGGGAGGGCUAUACUCUGGAGCAACAUCGCUACUGCAGAGCAGACGUAUCUACUGGAGUUCCUUUCCUAGUUUUUUCUAACGGCAGAGAUCUGGUAAUAGGUGACAUCCAUGGCAACAGUCUGCGCACUUUAGUCAAUUCACAGAACAGAGGAAUUGCUGUUGGAGUCGACUUCCACUACGAUCGGCGUAUGAUCUUUUGGUCAGAUACCAUACAAAAUAAGGUGUUUUCUGUGCAUAUGGAUGGUUCCAACAUGCAGGUGGUUUUAAAUGUAUCAGUUGACUAUCCUGAGAAUCUGGCAGUGGACUGGGUGAACAAUAAACUGUAUGUGGUGGAGGCCAGCGUCAAUAGAAUUGAAAUGGUGAACUUGGAUGGAAGCAACCGGGUUACGCUCAUCACUGAAAACCUCGGAAACCCUAGAGGACUGGCGGUGGACCCCACUGUCGGGUAUAUGUUCUUCUCAGACUGGGAGGCAGCAAACGGUCAGCCAGGCCUGGAGCGGGCCUUCAUGGAUGGUACCAAUCGUUAUGGGAUUAUUGGCACCAAACUAGGCUGGCCCUCUGGAAUCACUCUAGACAUAGAGGCGAAGCGCAUCUACUGGGUUGACAGCCGCUAUGAUUAUAUUGAAACGGCAACCUAUGACGGUCUGCACAGGAAAACCGUUGCCCAUGGGGGGGCUGUGGUCCCACAUCCUUUUGGCAUCAGUCUGUUUGAGCACAAUGUCUAUUUCACGGACUGGACCAAGAUGGCCGUGAUAAAAGCAAACAAGUUUACUGACAGCAAUCCACAUGUGAUUUACACUACAUCUCACACCCCACAUGGAGUAGCAGUUAUACAUCAGCUAAAGCAACCACAAGUGCCAAAUCCUUGCAGUGUGGACAGCGGUGGAUGUGAGCAGAUCUGUGUUUUAAGUCACAGGAGUGACAAUGGAGGACUUGGUUAUCGCUGCAAAUGUCGCAUUGGUUAUGAUCUGCAUGCUGAUGGCAAACGGUGUUUGCCUGUGAGGCAGUUUCUGCUGUUCUCCAGCCAGCUGGCUGUGAGAGGAAUCCCCUUUAACCUGUCCUCCCAGGAGGACAUCAUCCUGCCGGUCACCGGAUCACCCUCCUACUUCGUCGGUGUGGAUUUUAGCGCUGAGGAUGAUGCCAUCUUUUUCUCUGACUCUGCAAAAGAUAUUAUUUACAAACAAAAGGUGGAUGGAACAGGCAGGGAGAUAUUGGCGGCUAACAGAGUGGAGGGAGUGGAGGAUCUGGCUUAUGACUGGAUUUCGAAAAACCUCUACUGGACAGACCCACGAUACAGGAGCAUAUCCGUCCUGAGACUGGCUGAUAAGUCCAGGAGGGCCAUUAUACAGAACCUGAACAACCCCAGGGCCAUCGUGGUGCAUCCUAUUAUUGGGUAUAUUUUUUGGACUGACUGGUACCGUCCUGCAAAGAUUAUGAGGGCUUGGGGUGACGGGUCACAUGCCAUUUCUAUUGUAAACACUACCCUGGGCUGGCCCAAUGGAUUAGCAAUUGACUGGAGUUCCAUGCGUCUGUAUUGGGUUGAUGCUUUCUUUGACAAGAUUGAGCACAGCAACUUUAAUGGACAAAACAGGCUUUCUUUGGACCGCAUCACUCAGAUCUCUCAUCCUUUUGGCCUUACUAUAUUUGAUGGCUAUGCAUAUUUCACCGACUGGCGACUGGGUGGCAUCGUGCGUGUGCGGAAAACUGACGGUGGGCAGAUGGUUGUUAUUAGAAGAGGAAUCAGCCACAUCAUGCAUGUCAAGUCUUUUAACUCCAACUCUCAGAUCGGUUCCAACCUCUGCAACAGGCAGACAAAUCCCAACGGAGACUGCAGCCACUUCUGCUUCCCUGCUCCAGACUCCCAGAGAGUGUGUGGCUGCCCCUAUGGCAUGAAGCUGUCGCCAAACCAGCAGACGUGUGUGGAGGACCCCUCCAACGAGCCCCCUACAAUGCAGUGCGGAGCCAACUCCUUCUCUUGUGGCAACGGCAAAUGUGUCCCAAACAGCUUCAAAUGUGACGGCGUUGAUGACUGCCAUGACAACACUGAUGAACUCCAUUGCGGAAUCAACAAUAUGACUUGUUCCCCCUCGGCCUUCACUUGUGCCAAUCAGAGGUGCGUGCCAGCAAGGUGGCACUGCGAUGGGCACAAUGAUUGCUUUGAUAACAGCGAUGAGCUCAACUGCCCCACACAGGUGCCUGGAACGUGCCCUGCCAAUCAGUUUACAUGCGCCAACCACAAAUGUAUCCCGCUAACUUGGCUCUGUGAUACAGAUAAUGACUGUGGGGAUGGGUCUGAUGAAGUCCACUGCUAUAUGGGUGCCACGUGCUACCCAGGACAGUUUCAGUGUCCCGACCACCGUUGCAUAGACCCCAACUAUGUUUGCGACGGAGACAGAGACUGUGUGGAUGGAGCAGACGAGCUGGGAUGCAUCUACAACUGCACAAUGAGUGAGUUCAAGUGUGCCAGCGGGCAUCAGUGUAUAAACUCCUUCUAUCGCUGUGAUGGUGUCUUCGAUUGUAGCGACCACUCUGAUGAGCAAAACUGUCCCACCAGGCCUCCCGGGAUGUGCCAUCAUGAGAGUGAGUUUCAAUGUCAAUCUGAUGGGAGCUGCAUCCCAUCCUCAUGGGAAUGUGACGGACAUCCAGACUGUCAGGAUGGUAGCGAUGAACACCACGCCUGCCCUCCCCGGACCUGCCCUUCCACGCUGUUUCGCUGUGAUAAUGGAAACUGCGUUCUGCACAGCUGGAUAUGUGACGGAGACAACGACUGCAGAGACAUGAGCGAUGAAAGAGAUUGUCCCACACCACCUUUCCGAUGUCCAAGCUGGCAGUGGCAGUGUCCUGGUCACAGUGUUUGCAUCAAUCUUACCACAGUGUGUGACAACACACCUGACUGCCCCAAUGGCGCUGAUGAGUCUCCACUUUGCAACGAGCCUUUACCAGACCAGGAGAGCUGCUCUGAUAACAACGCUGGCUGCACACACGGUUGUAUCCAAGGGCCUUUUGGGGCCCAGUGCACGUGCCCUGUUGGUUAUCAGCUCAGCAAUGACUCCAAAACCUGUGAGGAUAUAGAUGAAUGUAAUCCCCCAGGACUGUGCAGCCAGCACUGCUUUAACGAGAGGGGCUCCUUCCGCUGUCACUGCCAGGAGGGUUACACUCUUGAAGCAGACCAGCGUACCUGCAAGGCUUCAGAUUCACGUCAAGCCUUCCUACUUGUGGCCAGUCGAAAUCAAAUCAUCCAAGAUGAAAUAAGCGCUCAACCAAAUGUGAUUCGGUCACUGAUUCGAGACGGACGCAAUGUUGUGGCUAUAGAUUUUGACUCUGUUUCCAACCGUGUGUACUGGUCUGAUACAAGCCAGGACAGAAUCUGGAGUUCUAACAUAAACGGCAGCGACAGAGCUGUGAUAUUUGACAGUGGAGUGACUGUGACAGAGAGCCUGGCCGUGGACUGGGUUGGCAGGAAUCUAUACUGGACGGACUAUGUCCUGGAGACAAUUGAAGUGUCCAAACUGGAUGGAACACAUCGGACUGUUUUAGUUAGCCAAAAUGUCACUAAUCCUCGAGCUCUUGUGCUGGACCCCAGAGACAGUGCUCAUCUGAUGUUUUGGACUGACUGGGGAAGGAACCCCCGCAUUGAGAGAGCAAGCAUGGAUGGGAAACUCAGGACAGUCAUCAUAAGCAGCAAACUGUACUGGCCUAAUGGUUUAACCAUAGACUAUCCAAAUAAUUUGCUAUACUUUGCUGAUGCCUAUUUGGACUUCAUUGACUACUGCGACUACAAUGGCAACAACAGAAAACAAGUCCUUGCCAGUGACUUGGUACUUCAACAUCCGCACGCAAUUACCAUUUUUGAGGAUUUCGUUUAUUGGACCGACAGAUACAUCAACCGAGUGAUGCGAGCUCAUAAGUGGCAUGGCGAGAACCAGACAGUCAUGCUGUUUAACUUACCUCAACCAAUGGGCCUUGUGGCAGUGCACCCAACCAGACAACCAGCAGGGCGAAACCACUGCUUGGGGAGCGCCUGUACACAUAUCUGCCUACUCUCUGCUGUGGGACCAAGAUACUAUUCAUGUGCCUGCCCCUCAGGCUGGACUCUGGCAGCCGACCAGUUCACUUGUGCCAGAGUUGAAGAUCCCUUUCUGGUGGUUGUGAGAGACAGCAUCAUCUAUGGUAUUCCACUGAACCCGGAGGACAAGAGCAAUGAUGCCAUGGUUCCAGUCGCUGGUCUUCACAACGGCUAUGAUGUUGACUUCGAUGAUAGAGAACAGACGAUCUACUGGGUUGAACACCCUGGUGAGAUCCACAGGGUUAGGUCAGACGGUACAAACAGGACGGAGUUUGCCCCCGCGGCCAUUCUGGGCUCUCCUGUAGGUUUGGCUCUGGACUGGAUCACAGAGAACCUUUACUACACCAACCCAGCUACACAGUCUAUUGAGGUUUUAAAGUUGAGAGGAGAAGCACAGUACCGUAAAACUAUCAUCACCAACAACGGCUCUCCAACCGGCGCUGGCAGUCCUGUUGGCAUCGCUGUGGAUCCAGCACGUGGCAAACUUUACUGGACAGACCAGGGAACGGAAAGUGGUAUUCCUGCAAAGGUAGCAUCAGCGGAUAUGGAUGGCAUGAACCCCGUCAACCUCUUCACCAACAACCUUGAUCACAUUGAGUUCCUCACUGUGGAUAUCCAGGAGAACAAGCUGUACUGGGCCGUUACAAGCACUGGAAAAAUUGAACGUGGGGAUCCAGAUGGAACAAAUCGUAUCACGAUAGUGACUGGUCUUUCCCAUCCUUGGGGUGUCGCUGUCUAUCAGAACUACCUGUUCUUCAGCGACCGGGAUUUUGAGGUCAUCGAACGUGUAGACAAGUCGUCUGGUGCCAACAGGGUUGUGAUGAGAAACAACGUGUCUGGACUUAGAGUCCUAAAAGUUCAUUUUAGAGAUACGUCUGCAGGGACAUCUAACGGCUGCUCUGACAAUUUAGGAGCAUGUGAACAUCUGUGUCUGCCGCGACCACGAGGUUUUUUCACCUGUGCAUGUGUGACAGGUUUUAAACUUAAUGCAGACAACCACACCUGUGCCCCUUACCAGUCCUACGUUGUGAUCUCCACUCUGUCUGCAAUAAAAGGCUUCAGUCUAGAAGGCUCAGAUCAAUCUGAGGCCAUGGUCCCUGUGGCUGGUAGAGGUCGUAACGCUCUCCAUGUUGAUGUGCACAUGGCUUCUGGCUUCAUUUAUUGGUGUGACUUCAGCAGCACUAUGGCGAUCCAAAACGGAGUUAGACGCAUAAAACCUGAUGGUUCAGGAUUACAUAGUGUAGUUACAUCUGGAAUAGGGCGCAAUGGGAUACGGGGUAUUGCUGUGGACUGGGCUGCAGGUAACCUGUAUUUCACCAACGCCUUCCUGACUGAGACCUAUGUAGAGGUACUUCGCUUGAACACAACUUUUCGUCGAGUGUUGCUGAAGACUCAAACGGACAUGCCUCGCCACCUUGUUGUUGAUCCCAGAAACAGAUAUCUCUACUGGGCUGAUUAUGGUCAGCACCCCAAAAUUGAGCGUGCUUUAUUGGAUGGAACCAACCGCACAAUUUUAGUGUCUUCUGGGAUCAUUACCCCACGAGGCCUUGCUCUGGAUUGGCAUACUGGUUAUGUCUACUGGGUGGAUGACUCUCUGGACAUGAUUGCCCGCAUUAGCCCCAAUGGAGGGGAGACCGAGAUAGUUAGGUAUGGUAGCCGAUAUCCAACUCCUUAUGGAAUAACGGUGUUUGAGAAUAGCAUCAUUUGGGUGGACAGAAACCUGAAAAAAGUGUUCCAAGCGAGUAAAGAACCAGGCAGCACAGAGCCCCCUGCUGUAAUUAGAGAUAACAUAAACAUGUUAAGGGAUGUCACUAUCUUUGACCAACGAACUCAACCCACCACUGCCCAGGAGCUGAACUACAACCCCUGCAUGGAAAGCAAUGGAGGAUGUGCCCACCUUUGCUUUGCCCUUCCAGCACUUAGCCAAGCCACACAGAACAAAAAGUGCAGCUGUGCUUUUGGUGAUCUUGCCAUGGAUAAACAAAGCUGUGAGAUGUCAAAGGAGGAUUACCUCAUAUACACUACUGAGAGCACGGUGCGCAGCCUGCGACUUGAUCCUGAGGACCAUGCAGUGCCGUUCCCUGUGGUCAAUGUGCCUCGUACCUCCGUGGCUCUUGACUUUGACCUCACAGACAAAAGGAUUUACUUCACUCAGAGCUCAGGUUCAGGAGGAAGCAAGAUCAGCUAUAUCAGCCUGUCCUCUCCCACUUCAGCUCCUGUUGUUGUAGCAGCAGAUCUCGGGGCUCCUGAUGGGAUAGCCUACGACUGGAUUAACAAAAGAAUUUACUACAGUGAUUAUGUCAACCAGAGUAUCAGCUCUAUGUCUGUAGAUGGGGCACAAAGAACAAUAAUUGCCCAUGUAUCGAGGCCAAGGGCCAUCAUGUUGGAUCCUUGUAGAGGAUAUAUGUAUUGGACUGAUUGGGGGAGUCAUGCAAAGAUUGAGCGUGCCACUUUAGGAGGAAACUUCAGAACCGAGAUUGUGAAUAGCAGCCUGGUAUGGCCAAAUGGUCUGACUCUGGACUAUGAAGAGAGUAGGCUCUACUGGGCCGAUGCAAGCUUACAGAAGAUUGAAAGAUCCUCUCUAUCGGGAGCCAACCGUGAGGUCAUUGUCAGCACAGCUAUCUACCCAUUUGCAAUGACUAUGUUUGGUCAGUUCAUCUAUUGGACCGACUGGAACACACGCAGCAUCUAUCGUGCUAACAAGCAUGAUGGCUCUGACCAGAGAGUUAUGAUUCAGAACCUCCCAUCUCGACCAAUGGACAUUCAAGUUUUGGCCCAUAGGAAACAGCAGCAGUGCGACAGUCCGUGUGAACAGUUUAACGGAGGCUGCAGCCACAUCUGCACACCAGGACCCAAUGGAGCUGAGUGCCAGUGCCUGUCAGAAGGUCGAUGGUACCUGGCUGACAGCAAGUAUUGUAUUCAUGAUAACGGGACUCGCUGCCAACCAGGGCAGUUCACCUGUAUGAAUGGCCGCUGUAUCCGAGCGCAGUGGAUUUGUGACAAUGACAAUGACUGUGGAGAUGGUAGUGAUGAGCUGGAGAGAGUGUGUGGAUUUAAACCAAUCUUCAGCUAUGCUGUCCCACAGCUGCUAUCCUCUUUUAUUGCACUGUCAGCCUUCCACACCUGUGAACCUACUGUGUUUACUUGUGGCAAUGGGCGGUGUGUUCCCUACCACUACCGCUGUGACCAUUUCGAUGACUGUGGAGACAACAGUGAUGAAGCUGGCUGUCUGUUUAGACCCUGUGACUCUCGUACAGAGUUUGCCUGCAAUAAUGGCCGUUGUAUCGCAAAGGACUAUGUCUGUAACGGCAUAAACAACUGCUACGACAAUGGGACCACAGAUGAACAAAACUGCCCUGAGAGAACCUGCCAGCCAGAGCAAACAAAGUGUCAGACCACCAACAUCUGUAUCCCGCGGUCAUACCUUUGUGAUGGAGACGACGACUGUGGUGACAUGAGUGAUGAAAGCCCAACACACUGUGCGACAGCCACUUGCUCCCAGAGCGAGUUUCGUUGCUCCAGCGGUCGCUGCAUCCCUGCCCACUGGUACUGUGACGGAGGGGCUGACUGCUCUGACGGCUCUGAUGAACCCCUCUCCUGCACCAUACUGAUCAGAACCUGCAAUGCAGAUCAGUUUCGCUGUGAUGACGGCAGGUGCAUUGCUUUAUCGUGGAUCUGUGAUGGAGACAAUGACUGUGGGGACAUGAGUGAUGAAGAUCAGAGACACAACUGUGCGAAUCGCACAUGUUCAAGCACUGAGUUCACUUGUGUGAAUAAUCAACCACCUCAACGCAAGUGUAUUCCACGGGACUGGGUGUGUGAUGGAGAUGCAGACUGUGCAGAUGCUCUAGAUGAGCAUCAAAACUGCAGCCGCAGAUCCUGUGGCAUCAAUGAGUUCACCUGUAGCAAUGGCCUCUGCAUACGUAGCUCGUACAGGUGUGAUCGCCGCAACGACUGUGGAGACAGUAGUGAUGAGCUGAGUUGCACUUACCAGCCCUGCCAGUCACACCAGUUCACAUGUCAGAACGGUCGCUGUGUGUCCCACGACUUUGUGUGUGAUGGUGAUAAUGAUUGUGGAGAUGAGUCUGAUGAGCUGCAGCAUCUUUGCCAAACGCCUGAGCCCACAUGCCCCCCUGGAGAGUUCGGAUGUGAAAACGGACACUGUAUUCCCCAGAGCAAAGUAUGUGAUCGGAAUGAUGACUGCUCUGACAACAGCGACGAAAAAGGAUGUGGUAUCAACGAGUGUACAGACCCGUCAAUUCACCACUGCGACCACAACUGCACCGAUACACCCACCAGCUUCAUCUGCACCUGCCGCCCAGGCUACCGCCUCAUGUCUGACGGCAAAACAUGCGACGACAUCAAUGAGUGUUCAGAGACACCUAGCGUCUGCAGUCAGGUCUGCGAAAACAUCCUCGGCUCCUACGUGUGCAAAUGUUCUCCGGGAUUUCUCAGAGAGCCUGACGGACACAGCUGCCGCCAGAACAGCAACAUCUCUCCCUACCUUAUCUUCAGCAACCGCUAUUACCUGAGGAACCUGUCAACGGACGGGCAGGCUUACUCUCUUAUUUUGGAGGGUCUGACCAGCGUGGUGGCUCUGGACUUUGACCGCGUUGACAAACACCUCUAUUGGAUUGACGUGAGCCGCAGGGUGAUCGAGAGGAUGCAUUUUAACGGCAGCAAUCGGGAGGUGGUGGUCAAUGGACUUCUGCAUGGAGAGGGACUUGCAGUUGACUGGAUUGGAAGGAAACUGUAUUGGGUGGACAGCUUCUUGGAUUGCCUUAAAGUGUCUGAACUGGAUGGUCGCUUUGUCAAGAAACUGGCUGAACAUUGCGUUGAUGGCAAUAACAGCUACUGCUUUGAAAACCCCAGGGGUAUUGUUCUGCAUCCUAAAUACGGAUAUGUCUACUGGACGGAUUGGGGGGACAAAGCCUUUAUAGGUCGUGUUGGAAUGGAUGGAACCAAUAAAGCAGCAAUCAUCACCACUAAGAUAGAGUGGCCCAAUGGCAUCACAAUCGACUACACCAAUGACAAACUCUAUUGGUCAGAUGCUCAUCUAAACUAUAUUGAAUACUCCGACUUGGAUGGACAGCACAGACACACAGUUUACGAUGGAAUCUUGCCGCAUCCUUUUGCCCUGACUGUAUUUGAAGACACGCUGUACUGGACAGACUGGAACACACGUACAGUGGAGAAAGGCAACAAGUAUAAUGGCUCUGGACGAGAAUCUCUGGUUAACACCACACACAGGCCAUUCGACAUUCAUGUAUGUCAUCCUUACCGGCAGCCGAUUGUAAACAAUCCCUGUUCCGGGAACAAUGGGGGCUGCUCUCACCUGUGCCUAAUCCGUCAUGGGGGGCGAGAACACACCUGUGACUGCCCUGACCAUUUCCUGGCUGUUCAAAUAGGAGGUGUGACCCGAUGCCUGCCCAUGUGCACCAGCACCCAGUACAGAUGUGCAAACAAUGAACGUUGCAUCCCUAUCUGGUGGAAAUGUGACGGUCAGAGGGACUGCAGAGAUGGCUCUGAUGAGCCCUCUACCUGCCCGAUUCGCCACUGCAGCCUUGGCCAAUUUCAAUGCAAUGAUGGAAACUGUACCAGUUCACACUUUCUCUGUAACAGCCACCAGGACUGUCCUGAUGGUUCUGAUGAAGAUGCUGUGCUUUGUGCUACCCAUCAGUGUGAAAGCCAUCAGUGGCAGUGUGCGAAUAAGCGCUGCAUUCCUGAGUCUUGGCAGUGCGAUGGUGAAGAUGACUGCGGUGAUCAGUCCGACGAGGACCCUGUCCACUGCUCCACCAGGACGUGUCGCCCAGGGCAGUUAAAGUGCCGCAACGGCCGCUGCAUCCCACAGAACUGGAAAUGCGAUGUUGAUGAUGAUUGCGGUGACAAUUCAGACGAGCCACUGGAGGAGUGCAUGGGUCCAGCCUAUCGAUGUGAUAACAACACGGAAUUUGACUGCACAACCAACUACCGGUGUGUGCCGCUGUGGUCCGUCUGCAACGGCCACAACGACUGCAGAGACAACAGCGACGAGCAGGGCUGCGAGGAGGUGACCUGUCAUCCUACCGGGGAUUUCCGCUGCGACAAUCACCGCUGCAUCCCACUGAGAUGGCGGUGUGAUGGGGAUGACGACUGCGGUGAUAACUCAGAUGAGCGCAGCUGCACGCCCCGCUCAUGCACCGAGAGUGAGUAUCGCUGUGACAACCUACGAUGCGUUCCCAACCGUUGGGUCUGUGACCAUGACAACGACUGCGAGGACAACUCGGAUGAAAGGGACUGCGAGCUGCGGUCGUGUCUUCCUGGCUACUUCCAGUGUGCGAGUGGACACUGUAUAGCUGAACGUUUCAAAUGUGAUGGCAAUGCCGACUGUCUGGACUACACUGAUGAGACGUCAUGCCCGACCCGCUUUCCCAACGGCACAUACUGCCCACCGUUCCUGUUUGAAUGCAGGAACCACAUCUGUGUCCAGCCCCAAUGGAAAUGCGAUGGAGAUAAUGACUGUGGAGACAACUCUGACGAGGAGCUGCAUCUCUGCUUGGACAUCGAGUGUGAGGCUCCAUUCCGUUUCCGGUGUGAUAACAACCGUUGCAUUUACAGCCCUGAGCUGUGUAACUCUAUUGAUGACUGUGGUGAUGGUUCUGAUGAAAGACCAGAAAACUGUCAAAAACCCACACAUGGACCUUGUGCAGAUGGGGAGUAUAAAUGCAGUAACGGACAGUGCAUCCCCAUACAGUACGCAUGUGAUGAUUAUGACGACUGUGGAGACGAAUCAGAUGAGCUUGGCUGCCAUGCAGGUCAUGAACAUACAUGUAGUGCAAACAUGUGUGAACACAACUGCACCGACCUGACCGAAGGAGGCUUCCUUUGCUCGUGCAGACCCGGUUACCGGCCCAAGGCCACAGAGAAACAUACCUGUGAAGAUGUGAAUGAGUGUGAGGUGUUUGGAACGUGUCCUCAGGAGUGCAAAAACACAAAAGGCAGCUAUGAAUGUUUCUGUGCUGAAGGCUUUCUGUCUUUUGGUGAGCCACAUGGGACUGAAUGCGCUGCUCAAGGAAAUCCUCCGGUGCUACUCUUGCCAGACCAUAUCCGUAUUCGACGUUUUAAUCUGUCCUCUGAGCAGUAUUCGGAUUAUGUGGACAAUGCCGAGCACAUUCAUGCCUUGGACUACCAGUGGGAUCCAGAGGGAGAAGGCCUCAGUGUUGUUUACUGGACAGUUCUCGGUCGGGGUUCUCAGUUCGGCUCCAUCAAGCGCGCCUACAUGACCACGUUCAAUGAUUAUGGGAACAACCCAGUGAAAGAAGUGGACUUGAACCUGCGUUAUCUUGCCAAACCUGAGGGCAUCGCUGUAGACUGGGUUGGCAGACAUAUUUACUGGACAGAUUCAGGAACCAACAGAAUUGAAGUGGCUAAACUGGAUGGGCGAUACAGGAAGUGGCUGAUCUAUACUGACCUUGAUCAGCCGGCAGCUAUCGUUGUCAACCCAUCGUUAGGGAUGAUGUACUGGACUGACUGGGGGAAGAAUCCCAAAAUUGAGGCAGCAUGGAUGGACGGGCAACACAGAGAGGUCCUGGUGAAGGAGGAAGACCUAGGAUGGCCUACUGGGCUGGCACUGGACUAUAUUAAUGGACACAGAAUCUACUGGUGUGACUCCAAAGAAAAUAUCAUUGAGUCCAUGAAGCCUGAUGGCACAGACAGGAAGAUUGUCAUAUCAGGAGAUAUUGGAAAUCCCUACAGUCUGGAUGUCUUUGAAGGACACGUGUACUGGACAACUAAAGAGAAAGGAGAGGUGUGGAAGACAAACAAAUUUGGGCAAGGAAAUAAAGUUAAAGUCCUCACAAUCAACCCCUGGUUGACACAAGUCCGUAUUUACCAGGAGCAUCGGCACAAUCAAUCAGUGUCCAACCCAUGUAAGAAUGUCUGCAGUCACCUCUGCCUCCUCCGGCCUGGAGGGUACACCUGCGCCUGCCCACAAGGUUCCCCUCCACUAAAUGCUGAAUCAACAGAAUGUGAUGCAGCCAUUGAGGCUCCUGUUGCCAUGCCUCUUGCAUGCAGAUGCAUGAAUGGUGGAACCUGCUACACCGAUGAAGGGGGUCUGCCAAAGUGCAAAUGUCCAUAUGGCUACACUGGUAGCUACUGUGAGAUGGGGAAGUCUAGAGGUGCUCCAGCUGGUACAGCGGUGGCUGUUCUGUUGGCCGUCAUUAUUAUCCUGAUUACCGGAGCUUUAGCUGCCGGAGUUUUCCUCAACUACAGACGAACAGGAUCUUUUAUCCCCUCUAUGCCCAAACUACCCAGCCUCAGCAGCCUUGUGAAGUCAGCCGACAACGGGAACGGGGUGACGUUUCGGUCUGGUGAUGAUGUGGACCUCGGACCGUCUAACAUUGGAGUAUCUGUGAUCGACACAGCCUUGCAGAUGGAUGAUAAUUUUGCCAUCACUGCUGGGCGUCACCCAAUCACAUUUGAGAAUCCCCUGUAUGCCACUGCGCCUGUUGCCGGUGAUCCUGCUGUCAUUCAUGCUACACAGGUGACGGUUAAUAUGAGCGGUGAACAGCUGAACAAUUUCGUGAACCCGGUGUACCACGCAGAUCAGAGCGCAGGUCUUGUUAACACAUCCGUCAGUAACCUUCCUACUCAGGAGUCAAAGUGGAGCUUUUUUAAACGAAAAUUGAAACCAAGCACAACAUUUGAAAACCCUUCAUAUUCAGAGAUGAAGGAUGAGAAGCCUGAAGGAAACAGCGAGGACUCUUCUGCCCCAGAGCCGUCUCCAUUUGCCCCCCCUGCAAAACCUUCAAAGAAAGAACGACCUAGCGCCUUCUCGCCAACCGAGGACAGUUUCAAAGACACAGCCAACCUUGUUAAAGAGGACAGCGACGUAUAACCACUCCCUCUGACGGAGAGGAAUAAAAAAAACACACUUUGCACAGAAUUUAUUUUUAUAUGCAGCCUGUGUACAAACUCAGAUUGUGUUGGGACAGAGAGACAUGCUAGAGCGAAGAGAAUAUCUUCUGUCACUAUGCCUUCUGACAUUUCUUAUGCCAAUUUUCUCGUUAAUAUUGUUUUUCUUAUCAUGAUGUACAAUAUGUAUAUCUUUGCACUGAAGCUGUUGAUAGUAAUGUUACAUAUGCUGUACAUUUGUAAAUUUUCAACAGUGAGAUUUUGACAGAAAUAGAUCCUUAGUCCUUCAACCUAAACUUACUAUAACCAGUAUAAAAUGUGAGCCGUAUUGUGACUGCACGGUACUUAUAUGAUCAAAGAUUGCCAGAGAAUGAUGCUGGAAAAGCUGAUGAUGUAUUCCACGUUGCAUAUACCUCGAUUCAGGGUUGACAAAUGAAACUGGAUUUUAACACACCCUGUAUUUUCAGUGACACACUCCACUAGAAGCUGAAAGAACGGAUUCUACUUGAUCACACCUUUUUUUUUGUUUUAUUUAAUCAACGUGGUAGUUUGGAAUGGCUAAAAGGAUUUGGAAACUACUAAAAAGCGUGCAUCUGUUGCAUGUCAAUGCAGUUUAAAGACUUGUAAAGUUAUGAUUUACACUUUUUUUUUCACAAAGUGAGCAAAUACUUUGCUGGUUGAUUGAUCUUGUACUGCAAUGAGAACAAACACCUGUGACUGUGCAGAACAUGCCCGUGGGAAUUUAAUUUUUGCUGCUGACACAUGAAUGAAUAAAUUACCUAUUUUGUAAAA